Messenger RNA from Anguilla rostrata (American eel), 2719 nucleotides. Its product is annotated as purine nucleoside phosphorylase-like. The coding region runs from base 245 to 1126 and encodes 293 amino acids. The record is from RefSeq and is a predicted model, not a curated record. The transcript is spliced from 6 exons. Gene Ontology annotation, biological process: nucleoside metabolic process. Gene Ontology annotation, cellular component: cytoplasm. NCBI's taxonomy places the organism in Eukaryota, Metazoa, Chordata, Actinopteri, Anguilliformes, Anguillidae. Gene Ontology annotation, molecular function: purine-nucleoside phosphorylase activity.
CCGGCGACAACGCGUGGACAGGGUACCGAAAGGAAACGGUUGUAAAGGAACUGUCGUAUAGACUCGCACGUGUUAAUAUCUGAAAAGGCUAUAUUUCUUGUACUUUUAUUUAUUUUGUGAAGAGUUCUUAAAGUAUUUAUUACAUUUUUUAAGAAAACAUAUCUGGUUGCCCGUUGAUUAUUGUGAUUGAGAAGGCAUACGCAUAAUUUCACAUUUUAAGAAGGAUUUCAGUUCUGUACGUAACAUGUUUCCCAAGGCGGCCGCUGGGUACAGCUACGAGGACUGCAGAGCCACGGCUGAUUGGCUCCUGGCUCAGACGUCACUGCGCCCCCUGGUGGGGAUAGUGUGCGGCUCGGGCCUGGGCGGACUGGCGGAAGCGCUGAAGGACCAGGUGGUCUUUAACUACAAGGAUAUCCCCAACUUUCCCCAUAGCACAGUGGACGGUCAUGCGGGGCGAUUGGUGUUCGGAACUCUGAAGGGGAAACCGUGCAUCUGCAUGCAGGGAAGGUUCCACCUGUACGAAGGAUACCCUGUCCAGAAGAUCACGUUACCGAUGCGGAUCUUCAAGCUCCUCGGGGUGGAGACGGUGAUCUUGACCAAUGCAGCCGGUGGCUUGAACCAGGACUACAAGGUCGGGGACAUCAUGAUUAUCAAAGACCACAUCAACAUGCCCGGCUUCGCAGGAAACAACCCCCUGGCUGGACCCAAUGACGAAAGGUUCGGGGUGCGAUUCCCCUGCAUGUCCGACGCGUAUGACCGGGAACUGCAGCAGCUGGCCCAGGACGUGGGGGCGGAGCUUGGCUACAGCGACUUCAUGCGCGAGGGCGUGUACUGCGUUCUUGGCGGGCCCUCCUUCGAAACCAUCGCCGAGUGCCGGAUGCUCCACAAACUGGGGGCCGAUGCUGUUGGAAUGAGCACGGUGCACGAGGUGAUCGUGGCACGGCAUUGUGGGAUGCGCGUCUUCGCCAUGUCCCUGAUCACCAAUCAGGCGGUGAUGGACUACGACAGCGAGGAGAAGGCCAAUCACGAGGAGGUGCUGCAGACGGGCGAGCAGCGCUCCAAGCAGCUGGAGAGGCUGGUCUCCGCCAUGGUGACCCGCAUCGAGCACAACACCAACUACGCUUGACCGAACUCCCGCGGCCCACAAUGCACCUGGCUGACCAACAAUCGAUAGCAACAAACAACCCCCACAGACUUACCCAAGACCAGUGCAUCUACUUUAUGGGUAACCUGUGGGCAGAUUGGUCAUUCAGAUUUAGCAUUUGUACUGGUCUGAGUGAAGUCAGGCUUAUUUUUAAAAAACAUAUUGACUGUUGCUGAAAAGUAUAUGCACUUGACUGAACUGCAUCGAUCAGUAAAAACAAACUUACCAAACUUACCCGAGACCAGUACAUCUACUUUUCAGUAACUCUGCUCAAUAUAUUAAAAAAAAAAAAAAAAAAAACGCUUACUACCCUCAGACCAGUACAACUGCUAAAUCUGACUGACCCCAUCCCCUCACUCUCAAAACAAGAUGUGUUAAAAACAACACACGUCAUUUUUAAAAAAAAAACACGGCUCCAUUUUGUGUCAAACACAGUUUGUGUUUUUUUUUUUUUUAAGUAUCCAUUUUGUAACACAUAAAUUGUAUAUUUUGUAACAUAAAAGCAGUAACUUUGACACGAAAUUUGUGGAAAGUGACAGAAAAGUAAUAACACAAAUAGUGUGUCGGAUAUUAACACAUCAUUUUUUGAGUGCUCAGAACGGACCACGGACCGGUGUAGCACGAGCUGAGCUUGUGUUGUGAGAUGCACAUCUCCGUCAGAUCUUUUUUUAUUUUUUUAACAAAGAAUUCUUGUAUCACAUUCCUACUGUAGACAUUCCUGCCGUCAAUCACCUAGUCCUGACAUCAGCAACAUAUCAGCGCUCAACUUAAUCCAGUGUAAAUGUCUUUAAUUGAACUAAUAUUGUACAAAGGCUGUAGCUUUUAUGGCAAAAAAAAAAAAAAAAUUCUUUUUCGGGUCUUAAUGUUGUUAUGUAUUAACUUAAAAAUGGUAUAUUUGGCACUAUUUAUUUUUGUUCAUUUCAUUAGAGUACUAUAGGUGCAAUGUACUCCUGUAGAGGGAGGGGUGGUGCCCCCUGCAGGCAAAGUGAGGCAUAGGCAUGAGUGGACUGUGGUUGGCGAGAUCUCAGCACCACAGGGCCUCAAGCGUCAUUGCAUUUUUAAUUUAAAUAUAUUUAACAGAUAAGAAUAUAUUAGUUAUUUAUGAGCACGUGUUUUUUUUUUUUUGUUUUUUUUAAAUGUGAAGUAUAUAUCCACAGCCCUGUGUUGUGGGACGGGCGAGCCACGGAAUGAGUUUAGUCUGGGUUUGUUUUUUGGACACAAGUCCUCCCAACCCACCGCAGGGACAGGGACUGGAACGCUGUUGGUUCAGACAGAAACAUUUAAGCCUGUGCGAACCAUUGAAAACUACUACUGCUACUGCACUGCCGAAAUCCAGUGGCCAGAAUGUCGAGGAAAACCAGAGAGAAGAUGCGUUCCGUGUUCCAUGUUCCGCAUUCCGGUGAGGGUGGGUGUGUGUGUGUGUGUUUGAAGCAGACUCUUUGAAAAAGGGGCUUAAUUAGCAGGUUUCUGACAGUGGACUGUUUGUCAUCCAGAGUGAGGAGUUGUGCAAUUAAUGUUGUCACAGUUCUUGUAAGCAAUUUUAAAAAAAACUCCCAAUAAAAAUUUCCAAACCUG